This is a messenger RNA of Gadus macrocephalus (Pacific cod), 1348 nucleotides long. RefSeq names its product mitochondrial ribosome-associated GTPase 1 (gene mtg1). Gene Ontology annotation, cellular component: mitochondrion. The transcript has 11 exons. Gene Ontology annotation, molecular function: GTPase activity; GTP binding. Bases 155 to 1114 code for a protein of 319 amino acids. The record is from RefSeq and is a predicted model, not a curated record. NCBI's taxonomy places the organism in Eukaryota, Metazoa, Chordata, Actinopteri, Gadiformes, Gadidae.
UGAUUGUCACUACCUAGUGGGAGGGAGGAGCGUGACGGCUUGGUCGGCAUGUAAACAGUGCAAAGUGUAAUCUGUCUUUAGUAUUGCAUAGGUCUAUUUAUCAGUUCAUUCAUAUACAUGUUCAUAAAUCCGUUUCCAUAGGCAAGAGAAAAGCAUGAAACUGUAUCAUGCUCUUCGUAACGCCGCGUCAUUCCGGACGUUUUUUGACUUUGGUGAGCGUGAUGUGGCCCAUUGGUUUCCAGGACACAUGGCAAAAGGACUCAAGCAGAUGAGAGCCACCAUGAAGAAUGUGGACUGCAUUAUAGAAAUCCAUGAUGCCAGAAUCCCGUUCUCUGGAAGAAACCCUCUCUUCCAGGAGAGUCUUGAUGUGAGGCCACACCUGCUUGUUCUCAACAAGGUGGAUUUGGCUGACCUAUCCACUAAACAGAGGAUGGUGAAGGAGCUGGAGAGGAGCGGGGUGAAGAACAUUCUCUUCACCGACAGCCUCAAACAGAGAGACGACAACAUCAAAAAGCUGGUUCCCAUGGUGACAGAGAUGAUUAACAACAAACCACGCUUUAACCGCGAGGAGAGUACAAGUUACUGCCUAAUGGUGAUUGGGGUUCCCAACGUUGGAAAGUCGUCGCUCAUUAACGCAUUAAGAAGAACAUAUUUGAAAAAAGGUCGUGCAUCUCGGGUGGGAGGGGAGCCGGGUAUAACCAAAGCCGUCCUGACCAGAAUUCAGGUGUGUGACCGACCCAUCAUGCACCUGUUGGACACCCCAGGAGUCCUGCCUCCUAAGAUCGAGAGCGUUGAGACUGGUUUGAAGCUUGCUUUGUGUGGAACUAUAUUAGAUCAUUUAGUUGGCGAAGAUGUCAUGGCAGACUACUUACUGUAUUCUUUGAAUAGGCUUCAGAAAUUUAGUUACGUGGAGAGAUAUGGACUUGGGGAUCCCAGUGAUAAUAUUGAACAUGUUCUCAAGGGUAUUGCUGUUAAGCUAGGCAAGACUCAACGGGUUAAAGCCAUCACCGGAAUUGGAAACAUCACCGUCAGGAUUCCAAACUACACGGCCGCAGCCUACGACUUCAUCAGGGCCUUCCGGAGAGGAGAGCUGGGCCAGGUGCUGCUGGACUGACCCACUUCCAGAAACAAAAAAACUUCUGGAGACUUUUUUCAAAGUCCUUUCCCCCUGCAAGCACUUAAAGCCCCACCUUUCUUAAAGGGGGGGUUGGGAUGCUCCCUGGGAAUGCAUGAAGUCCACUCUGGGUAAAGGACAUGCGACUGACUCGGUUGAGACAAACGUGUUGUUGUUUUUUUAAUAGCAUAUAGACAAAUUGAUAAUAAAAUCUUCAUAUAAAUGUGUACAUCA